UUCCGAAAUCAGAGUUGACAAAUUGCCAAGUUAUAGUAAACAAUUUUUCUUGAGAUCGAUUUAGUGUAGAAUGUAAUCUAGAAUCUUGAUCCAGGCGUCUAUACAGGCCAGUUGAAGUUGUACAAAGUCCAAAUUUAUUUUUAAAUGUGUCACGUUCGAGCCAAAGUUUAAUAUGAUAAGAUUGUAGACUCAAGUCUCUACGUCUGAAUUUUAUUCUGAAUGACUGAAUGUGUUAAUUGUAAUCUAAAAUCAUAAUUCAUAAUGUGUUUACAAAACUGUUCUGGGCUCUUCUGAUGUCCUGUUCAGGCUGUUCUACAAUUCAACGAAGUGAACAAGUCUAGUAACAACUUAAUUUGACAAACUUGAAACUACUGUAAUUAGUGUAAACAAAACAGUUACAACAACAAGGCGUCACAAGUGUCACAAGGCUAACAACUUAAACAAGCCCUAGAGCCUAGAUCUACAAGUCUCUGGACAGAAUCAUUCAAAAUGCUUCGAGGCCUUCAGCUACUUCUGAAAGUAGGAAGACCACUUGGAAAUAAUAAAUUAGGAUUUAUUUCUCAGAUAGAUGUACGAUGUAUGGCAGGAUCAACAUCACCUAAGGGCACAGGCACAGGAGAAAAACCAGAAUCCAAAUCAUUUGGUCUCAGUUUAUUCCGAGGUCAGAUUUCAGCUGAUCAAGUAUUUCCUUUUCCAGAAGUGUUGACGUCUGAACAGAAACAAACACUGCAAGAGCUUGUUGAUCCUUGUGCUAAGUUCUUUGAGGAACAAAAUGAUGCCCUGAAGAAUGAUUCUUUAGAAAAAGUUGAGGAUUCCUCUAUGCAAGGCUUGCGUGAGAUGGGUGCCUUUGGUUUACAAGUUCCUCAAGAGUUAGGUGGUCUAGGACUGACCAACACACAGUACGCCAGGCUUGUUGAAAUAGUGGGUGCCCAUGAUCUCGGUGUAGGUAUCACUCUUGGGGCACAUCAGUCCAUUGGCUUCAAGGGCAUCCUCUUGUUUGGAAACAAGGAGCAGAAGGAGAAAUAUCUUCCAGAUUUGGCAGCUGGAAAUAAAAUAGCAGCAUUCUGUUUGACUGAGCCAUCCAGUGGUUCUGAUGCUAGUUCUAUUAGAACAAGAGCUGUACCAUCAGAUGAUGGCAAAUAUUACAUUCUUAAUGGAAGUAAAAUAUGGAUAAGUAAUGGGGGUCUGGCUGAUGUCUUCACUGUGUUUGCUCAGUGUCCUGUAAAAGAUGAUAAAACUGGAGAAGUCAAAGAUAAAGUCACAGCUUUUAUUGUGGAACGAGGUUUUGGGGGUGUCACAAAUGGUCCACCAGAGAAAAAAAUGGGCAUCAAGGCUUCCAACACAGCUGAAGUUUACUAUGAAGAUGUGAAAAUACCUGCAGAAAAUGUUCUUGGAGGUUUAGGAAAUGGUUUCAAAGUUGCCAUGAAUAUUCUAAACAAUGGAAGAUUUGGAAUGGCAGCAGCUUUGUCUGGCACAAUGAAAUACUGUAUCAAGAAAGCCGUAGACCAUGCUUCCAACAGAACACAGUUUGGAAAGAAAAUUGAAUCUUUCGGUGCCAUACAAGAAAAAAUUGCCAGGAUGACUAUACUACAAUAUGUAACUGAGUCGAUGGCUUACAUGAUCUCUGCCAACAUGGACCAAGGCUCCACUGAGUUUCAGAUUGAGGCAGCCAUUAGUAAAAUAUUUGCUUCUGAGAGUGCCUGGUACUGUGCUGAUGAAGCCAUUCAGAUUCUUGGUGGCAUGGGCUACAUGAAGGAAACUGGUGUUGAGAGAGUCCUGAGAGAUAUCAGAAUAUUUAGAAUAUUCGAAGGCACAAAUGACAUUCUUCGGCUAUUUAUAGCAUUGACUGGGAUACAGUAUGCUGGAAGUCAGCUUAAAGAGUUACAAAAGGCAUUGUCCAAUCCAGCUGCCAAUUUAGGCCUUCUUGUAGGUGCUGGGGCUAAAAGAGCUAAAAGAUUAGUUGGCAUGUCCACUGGCAAUGUUUCUCUGUCCCCAUAUGUACACUCAGAUUUGGCUUCUGCUGGUGACAAGACAGCUAAAGCAAUCGAUUCAUUUGGUCAAACUGUGGAAGAUUUAUUGAUGAAAUACAACAAAAGAAUCAUUGAUGAACAGUUUAUACUGAAGAGGUUAGCAGAUGCUGCUAUUGAUAUCUACGGGAUGGUUGCUGUUUUGUCCAGGGCGUCUCUUAGCCUCAACAACAAGUACAUCUCAGCUACUCAUGAGGCAACUAUUUGUAAUGUUUGGUGCAGUGAGGCUGCUGACAGAAUCAAGACCAAUUUAACUCAAGCCACAGAUCCCAAUGCUAAAAAGAUUUUUGACAGUCUGGCCAUCAUUUCUAAAGAGGCAGUUGGUGCUGGUGGUGUCUUUCAUCGACAUGUGCUGGGCUUCUAGACAAUAGUAAUUUUUAUCAGCUAAAGAUGACACUUUCAGCAAUGAUUCUAAGUGACGUCUGCUAAAUUUGAAAAGUAUAGAAAUGAAAUACUUUUUUUGAUUUGCUCAAGAGAUCAAAUUUUACAUUUAUAAAAAAGGACCUAAGCAACUUGAUAACAACUGGUUUUGUACAUGUUGGCAUGUCAAUUUGAUCGUGGAAAUGUUUUGGUGAUAUUUAUCGAUGGUAGUCACAUCAUCAGAUCAGGAUAUUUGACGAAAAUAGAAUUAUUGAUAAUAUUUAUUAUCUAAUGCUGUUUACAAAAAAAAUGUUACUGUUUAUCGUUGAAUAUAUAUAAAACAAAAUAUUUUUAUAUUACAAUAUUUAUUCCAUAUUUUGUAUGUCACAAUAUUUGUCAUGUCCAUCAAUACUUCAUCAUUAUUAUCUUUUUAUGCAGACAGAAAAAAUGAGACAAUGAUUUAUACAAAAUAAUGAUUAAGACUUGAUCAAAUAUAAAUCUUGUAAAACUCUUAGUUUAGAAUGUUAUUCUGAAAAGGAACUGUGGUCUAUUUCCUUAAAUGUUUGGGUUUUUACAAUUAUGUCAAACUGUGUUUUAAAGAGUUUAGUACAUAAUUGUAAAAUCCUAAAAAAAAGUUGAAAUGAAAAAAGUUUUCUUGAAUACAUCAACUUUGUAAUAAGCUUUUUCUGUUUGUAUUAUUAGAGUUACACAUUGGGAGGGGUGAGCACAAGUUUAUAUUUAUUAUACACUAUAGAUAUAUAUAUAUUUUUUUCAAAUCCUGUAUAUAUGUUAGCGAUGCUACAAUGCAAACUGUUUUAUAGGUACAGAUGUACUUGUGGAUCUUUUUACAUUUUCUAAUUGUUGCCAUAGAAACAUGAAUUUGUGAUUAAUUGUUAAGUGCCAUGACUAAAUAGAAAUCUAUUUCUGAAUGUUAGUUUGUGAUUAAUGACUUUGUACAUUCACAUAGAAUGGAUCUGGUUGUGUGGAAGCUGGAAGUAUUCAAUGGAUUGUUUCAUUCUAAUGUCAAUGCAAAAUAAAUGUUUGUUUCACAUCUCCAAUCAAA
This is a messenger RNA of Biomphalaria glabrata, 3450 nucleotides long. Its product is annotated as very long-chain specific acyl-CoA dehydrogenase, mitochondrial-like. The coding region runs from base 490 to 2391 and encodes 633 amino acids. Gene Ontology annotation, molecular function: fatty-acyl-CoA binding; very-long-chain fatty acyl-CoA dehydrogenase activity; flavin adenine dinucleotide binding. The transcript has 20 exons. NCBI's taxonomy places the organism in Eukaryota, Metazoa, Mollusca, Gastropoda, Planorbidae. The record is from RefSeq and is a predicted model, not a curated record.